Torulaspora delbrueckii is the source of this 726-nucleotide messenger RNA. It is a transcript of the gene ALF1, whose product is annotated as Alf1p. The coding region runs from base 1 to 726 and encodes 241 amino acids. The record is from RefSeq and is a predicted model, not a curated record. Lineage: Eukaryota; Fungi; Ascomycota; Saccharomycetes; Saccharomycetales; Saccharomycetaceae. The transcript has a single exon. Gene Ontology annotation, biological process: cytoplasmic microtubule organization. Gene Ontology annotation, cellular component: nucleus; microtubule plus-end; cytoplasm. Gene Ontology annotation, molecular function: microtubule plus-end binding.
AUGGUGAAGCUGCUUGUAGACUCCGACCUCUGUUCUGUGGUCAAAGAUAUACCUCAAGAUGCCAGUAUGGCUUUUCUGUGUGAUCGAAUCUACCCAUUGACUGGCAUUGCACCGGAAGAUAUGCAACUUACAAUCGAGGACCAGCAGGGCAAAAUCUUGAAAAGUGUGAAGCCACUAACUGCUAUCAAUAGCUUUCCUCUAAAGGAAUAUUCUGGAGUGAGUCGUAUCGUUGUUGUAGAUACCAAUGCCAGCUCAAUGGCAAAUCAACUGCGACAGAGUGAUGCUGAUGUUGAUGCCUUCACUCUGUCAGAAGCUGACUAUGCACAGAGGAACGACUCUGUAAUGGCUUGGAAAGCCCGUAACAAGCUGGGUAGGUUCGACCCCGAAUAUCAGCAGCGAUUAAAUGCAGAUCGGGCUGUACAAGAGUCUAAACUUCGAAGUCUACAAGUAGGCGAGCGUUGCUCUGUUCAAAGUAGCGAUCAACCAGAAAGAAGAGGUUGGCUGAGGUUCGUCGGAAAGGUGCCGGAAAUCUCAGCAACGGAAGUAUGGUGUGGGGUGCAAUUUGACGAGCCAGCGGGCAGAAACGAUGGUUCUUUCAAAGGUGUCGUCUACUUUGGUCCAGUGGGACCAAAUUACGGAGGAUUUGUCAAGCCCUCAAACGUCACCACUGGUCCAAACUUCGUACCACUCGAAGCAGACUUUGAGUGGGAUGAUCAGGAGGUUUAA